CUUCAACAAGCCGUGCGCGGGCGGGAGCGGACACUUGGGCCAGACCAUGAAGAUACGCUUGCAAGCAUGCGCUUGUUACAAGAAUUGCACUUGAACUCAUCUCCACCCUUACCGGCCAACAUAACCGCCCAGCAAGUCCUGGCCAGUCGAAUAAGCAACUUCUUCCCACAAGGGCAAGGUAGCCGAGGACCGUAUACUGACUCUGAAAUCAUCGAAAUCUCAGAGCUGGUGAAGCACUUAAAUCAGCAUUGGAGUAACUGUCCACGUACAUAUAUCAUCCUCCGCAUAAUCGGCCACCUGGACAUGCUCGAUAGGCUGAUCGACAUCGGAUUCUCUGACUACUGGUUUCCUGUUACCGAACGCAAUCUUCCAAGUUGUUUACUCCCAAGUGUUAAAUCGUCAUUUGUCAGAACUCAGAGCCUAGUACUGACAAAGUCGAUGGAUCUUGAAAAAGGGGGAAACGGGCAACAUUGCCAUUUCGAGAAAGGAGAACCGGUUCCCUUUGACCCUAGAGGAAUCUUAGGCAGUGGUGGAUUUGGCCAGGUCGACAAAGUCCUCAGCCAAAUCAGCUUCAAAGAGUAUGCAAGGAAGCGGGUACUUCGGGGUACUGCCUUUACGGGACCACGAAAGGAAUAUAUAAAGCAAUUCGUCGCCGAGAUCCAGAUCCUAAAGCGCCUAAAGCAUCACCAUAUCGUAGAGUUUGUAGGAAGCUAUACGGACCCGAAAUACAUUGGUCUAAUAAUGUCACCCGUAGCCGACAUGGAUCUGGGCGCCUACUUGAAGCAAGCUACCAUUUCUAAUCAUCCUGAGCUACGAACCUUCUUUGGUUGCCUAGCUACGGCACUCGAAUUCCUACACGAGCAGAAGAUUCGACACAAGGACAUUAAGCCAGGAAAUAUUCUCGUAAACCGUGGGAGUAUCUUGUUUACAGACUUUGGAUUGUCGUUUGACUUUACUGAUGUAGACGGCAGCACGACCACGAGCAUGCCGAACGGAAUAUCAUAUAGAUAUUGUGCGCCUGAGGUCGCUCAAUACGAACCUCGGAAUACAAUGUCUGAUGUUUGGAGUCUGGGUGUCGUCUUUAUGGAGAUAAUUAUGGUUCUCAAAGGCAGGACCGCUCAGGACAUAGAUGAAUUUCUUCGACAACACGGUUCAAAGGGGGCUUAUAUUCGCACAAAUCUUGACGCCCUGCUAGAACUCAUCGCAGAAUUAGGGGAAAUCGGCAACUCAUCUGACAAUCGCGCCCUUGGCUGGACCCAACAAAUGCUCUCAGUAGAGCAGAAAUUACGCCCGACUGCAUCCUCAAUAGUCACAUCUAUCAUAGCUGCUGGCCAAGAAGGGGAUAAAAUAAGUUUCUGUGGGAUAUGUUGUAUUCCUUCUGAAGACGACUUUUCGAGUUCCGCGGAGGAAUGAGACAUCUGUGAUGUUUUAGCAAGGGCGUUACUAUAAGAAGUUUUGCUCUUGAUGUUUCUGCUAUUGUAUUUGCAUCAACCACCGCCACACUGAACGCCACUGCCGUCUACACAUUCUGCUAAAAGGUGACGCUGCCUUAAGUUUGCCGCAACUUGCCACCGCUAGCUGGGAGGAUGCAGGCCCGCACCGGCUGGAGGGUUGUGGAUGUUUCACGGUGCAUAGAUGAU
Paraphaeosphaeria sporulosa is the source of this 1640-nucleotide messenger RNA. Its product is annotated as kinase-like protein. Gene Ontology annotation, molecular function: ATP binding; MAP kinase kinase activity. Lineage: Eukaryota; Fungi; Ascomycota; Dothideomycetes; Pleosporales; Didymosphaeriaceae. The record is from RefSeq and is a predicted model, not a curated record. Bases 67 to 1413 code for a protein of 448 amino acids. The transcript has a single exon. Gene Ontology annotation, biological process: protein phosphorylation; MAPK cascade.